AUGACGAGGAGGCGACAGUGGCCCCCUCCAGAGACUUCUCACGAAAACGGGGUAUCAGAUGGUGCGCGCUCGGUGGCGGCGUCUGCUGCGGAGGUGGUGGCGGGCGGCGAGGCGCUGCCCCCCGACUUUUGGGAGGACACGUACCUGCCGGCCACCACGCGGCGCGACCUGGAGGAGGCGUCCCCGCUGCAGAGCUUCCUGUUCCCCGACCCGACGGAGCUGCCAGACGAUGUGGAGAUGAGCGUGUGGGACCACCUGGAGGAGCUGCGGCAGCGCGUCUUUGUCAGCGUGGGCGCGGUGGGCGCCGCCAUUGCGGGCUGCUUCUGCUACGCCAACCAGCUGGUGCAGGUCCUGGAGGCGCCCGUCGCAUCCACCGGCGUGCGCUUCCUGCAGCUCUCCCCGGGGGAGUACUUCUUCGUCACCCUCAAGGUGGCCGGCUACUCGGGCCUGCUGCUGGGCAGCCCCGUCAUUGUGUACGAGAUCAUCGCGUUCGUGCUGCCCGGGCUGACGCGCAGCGAGCGCCGCUUCCUGGGCCCCAUCGUGCUGGGCAGCAGCGUGCUGUUCUACGCUGGGCUGGCCUUCUCGUACAACGUGCUGGUGCCGGCCGCGCUCAACUUCUUUGUGACGUACGCGGAGAACGUGGUGGAGUCCAUCUGGUCCAUCGACCAGUACUUCGAGUUCGUGCUCGUCCUCCUCUUCAGUACCGGCCUCGCCUUCCAGGUGCCGGUGAUCCAGCUGCUGCUGGGCAGCACGGGCCUGUUCACCUCGGAGCAGAUGUUCAGCAUCUGGAAGUACGUUGUCGUGGGCGCCGUUGUGGCCGCAGCCGUGCUCACGCCGUCCACGGACCCCCUGACGCAGAUGCUAUUGGCAGGUCCGCUGAUUGCAUUGUACUUCGGGGGGGCUGCCGCGGUGAGGUUCACAGAAAAAGCGAAAGGAGCGGGUUGAGAUGAGGAAUUGGACGCUAUUGUACCAUUUUUGGAAUUGAACGAGUGCGAAUGGAAAUAGUAUGCCUCGUUACAUUGAAUCGGGGAACAAGCAGAUAAGCUGAGCCCCAUGCAAAAACGGAUCUCGGGUUAUAAACGUUGAUCGCUUAAAGUUCACCUUGAGAUGUCUAAGCUGAUCAUGUACGGUUGUGCAAUGCGCUUUACGAGGUCGAUUCUUGCUUUUAAAAUUCUG
Molecule: messenger RNA, 1176 nt
Organism: Klebsormidium nitens
Lineage: Eukaryota; Viridiplantae; Streptophyta; Klebsormidiophyceae; Klebsormidiales; Klebsormidiaceae
Source: the annotation of a GenBank genome assembly